Molecule: messenger RNA, 3033 nt
Organism: Penicillium odoratum
Lineage: Eukaryota; Fungi; Ascomycota; Eurotiomycetes; Eurotiales; Aspergillaceae
Gene: rna14
Product: cleavage polyadenylation factor subunit RNA14
Exons: 4
Coding region: 1-3033 (1010 amino acids)
Biological process (GO): mRNA 3'-end processing
Cellular component (GO): nucleus
Molecular function (GO): protein binding; mRNA binding
Source: RefSeq, a predicted model, not a curated record
AUGGCGGAUGAAGCUGAGCAGGCCUUUUUCCAGGCCCAGGCCAUGGAAUCCGAAACGGACAAUGCGGUGUCAAUGGAAGACCAAGCUCCCGAUAAUGACGACGACGAAGAAGAAGAAGAAGAAGAAGAAGAAGAAGAAUAUGACCCCUCGAAAUCCCUUGAUGAUCAAUACGAGUCAAUCGCAGAAGUUCCCCAAGACGAUGAAGAUGAUUCGGUCACUCCCAACCUGCCUGUCACAUCCGAAGACCUGGAUACUGGCGCUGCUAGUGACUCCCUGGAUCCUUCACAAAGCCCCUCGCGUACUGAGUCUCAGUUGUCUACGCCAAUUCCACACACAGGUGCGACGGCACAGCCGCAGCCCAGAACGAUUGGGGGAUUCGUGGAUGAGGAUGACGAGGAAGAGGAUGACAAAGAUGAGGCGGACUACGAGCCGCCAGCGGCAUUGGGGGUGGAUGAUACAGAUUCCAUGCCUAUGACUAUGUCUGAAGAUCCAAACUCAGGAAAUGCAAUUCAAAAGACUUACCCAGAUGUAUCAUCGCACCCGGGUGUGCAGGACGCGGCCACAGUGCCAGAUGCUGUCAAUAGUUCUUAUUCUCAUGUUCCUGUUUCUAAUAUCGAUCCCUCGGCUUCUGGCCAAGUUUCGUGGACUGGGGCCGCCAUUGAUGCGAGUUACCAAAGCAGUACUGUUCCUACUCCUGUACCUGAUGAUUCUGCAGCUGGCAGCUCUCGCUUACCCUAUGACCGGGUGGGCAUCUUGCAAGAUCGGGUUGAUGCGGAUCCCCGAGGUGAUCUUUCUGCGUGGCUGGAAUUAAUUGCUGAGCACAGAAGUCGGAACAGACUCGACAGUGCGCGCGAGACUUACGAGCGGUUUUUGAAGGUCUUCCCCAUGGCGGCCGAUCAGUGGGUAGCUUAUGCGACGAUGGAAUCCGAACUCAAUGAACUCUUCCGCCUGGAGCAAAUCUUCAAUCGAACCCUCCUUACCAUUCCCAGCGUGAACCUCUGGUCGGUCUACCUGGAUUAUGUUCGCCGCCGCAAUCCCUUGACGACCGACACCACUGGACAAGCGAGGCGAGUCAUCUCUUCAGCGUAUGACCUAGCUCUGCAAUACGUGGGAAUGGACAAAGAUGGCGGAAACAUCUGGAACGACUACAUUGAGUUCAUUCGUUCCGGCCCAGGAAUCGUUGGAGGCACCGGAUGGCAGGACCAGCAGAAGAUGGACUUGUUGCGAAAGGAGUACCAAAAAGCCAUUUGUGUUCCGACUCAGGUUGUCAAUGCUCUUUGGAAGGAAUAUGAUCAGUUCGAAAUGGGCCUCAACAAGCUAACUGGUCGCAAGUUUUUGCAAGAACAUUCGCCGUCGUAUAUGACAGCGCGAAGCUCUUACACCGAGCUACAGAAUAUCACCCGGGACCUGGUCCGAACUUCUUUGGCCCGGUUGCCCCCUGUUCCCGGAUCCGAGGGCGACGUCGAGUACGCUCAACAGGUCGAAAUCUGGAAGCGCUGGAUCGCUUGGGAGAAGGAAGACCCACUGGUUCUGAAAGAGGAUGAUCCUGCUGCAUUCAAAGCGCGUGUCGUCUACGUCUACAAGCAGGCCUUGAUGACUCUCCGAUUUUUGCCUGAGAUCUGGUUCGAAGCUUCCGAAUUCUGCUUUUUGAACGAUAUGGAGAACGAGGGUAAUGAAUUCCUCAAGCAAGGAAUUGAAGCCAAUCCGGAGAGCUGCUUGUUGUCAUUCAAGCGGGCUGAUCGCCUCGAAUUCACGUCCGACUCGGAACAGGAUUCUGUCAAACGGGCAGCCAAGGUUAGGGAGCCUUUCGACCCCCUACUUGAUUCUCUCUAUGACUUGAUCGCCAAGGCCAAAGCUCGGGAGGCUCAGGACGUUGCACGUAUCGAGGAGGCCUUUGCUCAACAGAGCCUGGAAGGCCAGACUGUGCCCAGCGACGAUGACGACGAGGUUUCACCCGAGAACAAGGAGCGGGAGGCAGCUAAAAAAUCGCAAAUUGAUGCUGUCAGGAAAGCCCAUGGCAUUCAAAUCAAUCUUCUCUCCAAGAGCGUCUCCUUUGCCUGGAUCGCACUCAUGCGUGCUAUGCGCCGUAUUCAGGGCAAGGGCAAACCGGGAGAACUGGCGGGCUCUCGCCAGAUCUUCGCUGAAGCUCGCAAGAGAGGUCGUAUCACUAGCGAUGUCUACAUUGCCAGUGCACUUAUGGAGUACCAUUGCUACAAAGACCCGGCAGCCACCAAGAUUUUCGAGAGAGGUGCCAAGUUGUUCCCUGAAGACGAAAACUUUGCUCUUGAAUACCUGAAGCAUCUCAUUGACAUCAACGAUAUCAUCAACGCAAGAGCGGUCUUUGAGACAACCGUUCGGAGAUUUGCCGCCAAUCCCGACAAUGUGCACAAGGCUAAACCAAUCUUCUCUUUUCUCCACGAGUAUGAGUCCCGGUAUGGUGACUUGGUUCAGGUGAUUAACCUGGAAGCACGUAUGCGCGAGCUUUUCCCUGAAGAUCCGGCGUUGGAUCAGUUCACACACCGAUUUUCCACACCUUCUUUUAAUCCUUUGUCUUUCCAGCCGAUCCUGUCACCCACUCAGACAAGGCCAAAGACAAUGGCAACUGGCAUUGUGCCGGAAACUCGUCUCGACCCGCAGGAUGCAUCCUUCAGUUCCCCGAAGCGACCCUACCCUGUUGACGAUGACUAUGAUUCCGAUCGGCCUCGCAAAUUUGCCCGUGCUGAGUCCCCAUUGAAGGGCGCUCAGGGCCGACGUCUUGAUCAACAGAAGCGCGCCCCACAGCUGAAUGGGCAAGCUAGUACUUCAUCAUACAAGCCGCACGGAUCAGCUGCUUCAUUGCCCCGGGAUGUGGUUCAUCUUCUCAGCAUCAUUCCUCAUUCAUCCGCCUACAACAUCGCCCGUCUUUCCCCGGAGAAAAUGGUUGAUCUCCUCCGUCAAGUUGAGAUUCCAGCUUCAACUUCCCAGAUCCCGUUGCCAGGGAACGUUCGCGGGACUGGUACGAGCCAGAACCAGUACUCCGGUAACUACCGUUGA